CUUUAUGUAUAUUAUCAGGAGAUUAUCCCUAAUCGAAGGCUAUAAGAUAACCGGCGCGCUGACAUACGUUCAGUGGGUAAAAUGACUCGGUUGGUGAUUUGCGUACUCCUCUGUGUGGCCUCCUUUGUACAGGGGGGUCACGAAAAAUAUGAAGGGUAAGUGCCUUUAUAUAUUUUUUUAUUGUUUUCCUAAGUAUGUGGGUUUUCUAGUUAAACCUUUAGCGUCUUUUUCACCACCUGCAUAUAAUAUGUAUAGAUAAGUAUCGAUAAACUUAAAUAGAGAGAAAAAAAUAAUUGAAAAAAACUUAUGGAGAAAUAACGUUCUUUAUUCAAAUGUAUAUACACCAAUUGUAUCGCGUGGCUGGGCUUAGCGAGCAAAUCAGGGGUUUGGAAGCAAGCCUUGACAUCCUAUUAGCUAAACCAGCAGCCAGGUCCGAAUCAGGCAAGCUUGAGGCUCUGAUCCGUCUGGCCCCUGAGGAGAAGGAACAAUGGCUGCACUACUUCCACAGGAACAACAUGAUGUACACAAAGAUUGCCGACAAUCUCGCCGAGAUCUUCCGAAAGGAAGAAGCUGAGAUCCAGUCCAAGAAAGCAGCUGCCAAACGAAGUGGAAAGUCCAUGUCAUGGGACACCUACUACAGGCACGAGGAAAUUAACGCAUACUUGGAUGAACUUGCGGAAGAGCACCCUGACCUCGUGACCGUCGUCAACGCAGGUCUCAGUUUUGAAGGUCGCCAGAUCAAAUACGUGAGGAUCUCCUCGACCCGCUUCGAAAACCUUCGGAAACCGGUCAUCGUCAUCGACGCCAUGGCUCACGCCAGAGAAUGGGUCACCACUCCCGUCGCUAUGUACAUCAUCCAUCAACUCGUUGUGGAAGCCCCUGAGAGCCCCUUGACUCAAUCAAUCGAUUGGAUCAUCAUUCCUGUAGUCAACCCCGAUGGUUACGAAUAUUCCAUCGAUGUGGACCGUUUGUGGCGUAAAACUCGUUCCACUGCUCAUGAUGGAGCAGAUGAAUGCCCCGGAGUAGACGUUAACCGCAACUUCGACCACCACUGGGGUACUGCUCCAAACAGCGCUAACCCUUGCUCUAUCAUCUAUGAAGGUCCUUCCGCCUUCUCCGAGCCUGAGACUAGGGUCGUCAGAAGCGCAGUCACGUCCAGCCUUGAGAGAACUUCUCUUUACAUUUCUUUACAUAGCUACGGAAAUAUGUUCCUGUACGCUUGGGGUAACAAUGGUACACUACCGCAGAACGGUCUGAUCCUUCAUCUGGUUGGUGUCAACAUGGCUACCGCUAUCGAUGAAUUGGCUUUGGAUGAGGCUAACAGGUACAUUGUGGGCAACGCUGCAAACGUUCUCUACUACACGACUGGUACCUCUAGAGAUUGGACCAAGGCUGUAGGAAUCCCUCUCACCUACACAUUGGAGCUGCCUGGAUACGAUUACCUUUUCGAAGUCCCCGCCAAGUACGUUGAGCAGAUCGUGACAGAGACCUGGGCUGGUAUCGCUGUAGGUGCUCAAUACGUUUUGUCUACUUGGUAAAGAUUUAAAUACUUAACAGCAAU
This is a messenger RNA of Spodoptera exigua (beet armyworm), 1561 nucleotides long. Lineage: Eukaryota; Metazoa; Arthropoda; Insecta; Lepidoptera; Noctuidae. The record is from the annotation of a GenBank genome assembly.